AUGGAAGUUGUAACAAAACCGAAGCGAAAGCAGACUACUCAUUGUGUUGCAAAUCUAAAAGGAGCUUCACAACCAUCGAUAUGUCAACAAGUAUCACUUGCAUCACCCAUAGAUAGGGCUCUCAAGAAAAUAAAAUUUGGUGAUUAUGAAAUCAAAAGGACAACUGUUGGUCCUCACACUGGACAAUCAUGUUUGAGGUAUUAUUUUAACUACAAGAAGUGCGGAAGACUUCAACAUGUGAUGAUCUACAAGAAUGGUGAAUGGUUGGACUAUCCAAGAGAUGUCAUUGACUUGGUUAAGAAAGAGUUAGAAAUAAAAAAGUUUGUUGUGGAAAUAGAGUUAAAUGGAUGUGAUUAUAUGCUAGACUUUUUACACAUGUGUCAGGUGGACUUGAAAACAGGUUUCCAACAACCCAUUGCUUGGAUUAAUGAGGCAGGGGACUGCUUUUUUCCUGAAGUUUAUGCUACUUCCGAUGAAGAAUAUUGGAACUUAUUUGAACAAGAGGGUAUCGAGUUAGGCAUUGACAUCCAAGUGAAUGAGGUUGAUAAAUCCAAGCUAGGGAAAUGUCAAGGGGAGUCUAGUGGUUUAAUUAGGGAUACUCAAAUCCAAGUGGCUUACAAUGAAUACGUACAAGGAAAAUUAAAUUUGGUUUCAGUACAAGAUAUGCUCCUUAAUGGUAUGAGUGGUUUUGACAAUAUUGAUAUUGAGAUAGUUGAGAUAUAUCGUUGUUCAGGUGCAUCAAUGCAAGCACGAUUAAAGCUAUUCCAGACGCAAUCUGAAAUUAUAAGAAAAAAUCACGGGGAUCCUAAUGUUCGAUAUGCUUGGAUACCUUUUUCUAAAAGAGAAUUAUCUACAAUGAUGGAUUACGGACUUGGGCAUUGUGUUAUGUGUAAAAAAAAUAAAUUCACAUACAAUGUUGGUGUUCAUCUUGCAGCUGUUACCUGCCCUUAUGCCAGUGCUCGUUAUUGUGAUAUUGAUGAAAGUGGUGUUCGACAUAUGGUCCUUUGUCGUGUAAUAAUGGGGAACAUGAAAGUUCUUCAUCCUAGAAUUUGCAGUGACGCUGGUCAUUUUCAAACUAGCAGCUCCAAAUAUGAUAAUGGGGUAGUUGAUGACAUCCAAUGCCCAAGACAUUAUAUAGUAUGGAAUACAAAUAUAAAUACACACAUUUAUCCAGAAUUUGUUGUUAGUUUCAAGGUCUCUAAUGAUGCAGAAGGCCAUUUUUGUGGAACUAUGGAAGAGAAUAAUGAAUUUGGUGUGAAUUCUUCUAUGACUAAUUUGGCUAGGCGUAGUUCUGGUGACAUGUUACAGUCAGUAUCUUUAGUGAAUAAUGGAAUAUCUCCUAAUGGGGUUAUUAGCACCCCAAAAAUUCCAAAAACUCCUUGGCUUCCUUUUCCUGUACUUAUUGUUGCUAUAGGUGACAAGGUUCCUGCCAAUGCUAUGAGUCUUAUCCGAGCACAUUAUGAACUAUACAAGGCAAAACGAAUUUCCCGUGAUGAUUUUGUAACGGAGCUGAGGUUGAUAGUUGGAGAUACCAUAUUGAGAACUACAAUAGCAAGUCUUCAAUUCAAGAUACCAUCAAACGGCAAGUUGGAAGGCUCAAACCGAAAAGAAUGUUGA
Molecule: messenger RNA, 1617 nt
Organism: Lotus japonicus
Lineage: Eukaryota; Viridiplantae; Streptophyta; Magnoliopsida; Fabales; Fabaceae
Product: inactive poly [ADP-ribose] polymerase RCD1-like
Exons: 6
Coding region: 1-1617 (538 amino acids)
Molecular function (GO): NAD+ poly-ADP-ribosyltransferase activity
Source: RefSeq, a predicted model, not a curated record